Melospiza georgiana is the source of this 2374-nucleotide messenger RNA. It is a transcript of the gene NEURL1, whose product is annotated as neuralized E3 ubiquitin protein ligase 1. The record is from RefSeq and is a predicted model, not a curated record. Gene Ontology annotation, cellular component: postsynaptic density; plasma membrane. Gene Ontology annotation, molecular function: ubiquitin protein ligase activity. Lineage: Eukaryota; Metazoa; Chordata; Aves; Passeriformes; Passerellidae. The transcript has 6 exons. Gene Ontology annotation, biological process: negative regulation of Notch signaling pathway; nervous system development. Bases 63 to 1781 code for a protein of 572 amino acids.
ACAGCCCCUGGGACAGAGACCUCGCGCGGUGCCGCCCGGCCCGGCCCGGCUCGGAUGCCGCCAUGGGGAGCCGCUUCUCCAGCAUCCCCGCGCUGCCCCGCGGCGGCCAGGGCCGCCUGCACCGCGCCCGCCACCACCGCCUCAAAGAUUCCAUUGGUGGGUCGUUUUCAGCUUCCUCCCACCGAUGCCACCACAAGCAGAAGCACUGUCUCCCCAUCCCACAGUGUGGAACUCUGUCCAUCAGCCCUCUGCUGUUCCAUCCUCACACAAAGGGAUCCCAGAUCAUCAUGGACACAACACAGAAGGCAGUGAAGCGCCAGGCUAGCUUCUGCAAUGCCAUCACCUUCAGCAACAGGCCCAUUGUUAUCUAUGAACAAGUCAGGCUUAAGAUCACCAAAAAGCAGUGCUGCUGGAGCGGGGCCCUUCGGCUGGGCUUCACUUCCAAGGACCCAUCGAGGAUCAACCCCGACACCCUGCCGAAGUACGCCUGCCCUGAUCUGGUUUCCCAGAGCGGCUUUUGGGCCAAGGCUCUGCCCGAGGAGUUCGCAAACGAGGGGAACAUCAUUGCCUUCUGGGUGGACAAGAAGGGACGGGUGUUCUACAGGGUGAACGACUCCCCUGCCAUGCUCUUCUUCAGCGGCGUGAGGACGGCAGAGCCCCUCUGGGCCUUGAUCGAUGUCUACGGGCUCACCCGGGGCGUGCAGCUCUUAGACAGUGAAAUCAUCCCUCCCGACUGCCUGCGGCCUCGCUCCUUCACGGCCAUCCGCCGGCCCUCACUGCGGCGGGACACGGAGGACACGCGCCUCUCGGUCAGCCUGUGCGACCUCAACCUGCAGGAGGACGCCUUCCACGUGACGGCCACCACCUGCCCCAUCCCGCAGAACUCCCUCAACUCCCAGCACUCCCACCUGCUCCCGUCCCAGCUGGAGAGCGACCUCCGCUUCCACCUCCUCCGGGGACCCCACGUCAAAAUCCUGGAUGACCAGACCGUGGCCCGCCUGGAGCACGCCCGCGAGGAGAGGACUUUGGUGUUCACCAGCAGACCCCUUCGGAUCAACGAAACAAUUUUUGUCAAAAUCAACAAGUCCAACGCUGUGCGCACAGGGACGCUCUCCUACGGGGUGACGUCCUGCGACCCUGGCACCCUGCGCCCCAGCGACCUCCCCUACAACCCCGAAUCCCUGGUUGACCGAAAGGAGUUCUGGGCCAUCUGCCGAGUGCUGGUGCCCCUGCAGAGCGGAGACAUCCUGGGAUUUAUGGUGAAUUCCGAUGGUGAGCUGCACUUGAGCCACAACGGCGCCGGCGUUGGCAUGCAGGUGUGCGCGGACUGCUCCCAGCCCCUCUGGAUGUUCUUCGUUUUACACGGCGCCAUCAUGCAAAUUCGAUUGCUGGGUUCCACCACCUUAGCGGAGCGGCUGGGACUGUCGGCACCGAGCUCCCCCUCAUCCACACCCAACUCCCCCACCGUCCUCUGCAGUGGUGUCUCUGGCCCCUUGCUGUCUACGUGUGGCUCUGGCCCCCUCUGCAGCUCCAUCAGUGGCACAGGUCCCAACUCUCCAAGCAGCUUGCCUGAGUCACCCAUCUCCCCGUCCGUCUCAGGGCCCUGGGUAGAUGAAUGCACCAUCUGCUAUGAGAACGUGGUAGACACAGUCAUUUACUCCUGUGGACACAUGUGUCUCUGCUAUUCAUGUGGGCUGAAGCUCAAGAAGAUGGCCAAUGCCUGCUGCCCCAUUUGCAGACGGGCCAUCAAAGAUAUCAUCAAAACAUACCGCAGCACUUAGAGCAGCAGCAGAUGCCUGGUGGGGACUGGGCACGUGGGGAGGAGGCCGUGAGACAACACAGGCCUUGGUCUUUAUUCAUCACCCGGGAGAUUCAAAACUCAUCAACCACCACCAACCUGACCUCCUCUUCCAUGGACAACAGAUGAGACAAGCUUAGAUGCUGCUCUUCUACCCCCCAAGCAAGCCCUGCGGCUGAACUCCAGCGUCAGGGAAGUUGCAGUGGACUUCUCUCCCUUGUGGAUUUUAAACUCUAUCUCAAAAAAUGCCAGCCAGUGCAAUCAUCCCUUUCUACACCAUGCACAGCAGAGUGGAGUCUCCAUUCUUUAACAUAGACAGCAAGUGGUAAAAGGUUCAGUGCUACACAUCUCCUUCCAGAGGCACCCCACAUGCAGAGACAGCUUAGCAGAAGAGAAGAAAUGAGCAAUGUGUUUCUGUGUACAACCAGCCUGACCAGAGGAGGCUCCUUGGAAAGGAUUGAGCAAGGCAAGCAUUGACCCAGCGAGGGAGGAGCAAUGAGCACACUCAGAGCAGGGAGGCUGGGGCCAGUGCAGAAAAGAACCCAAGAGUUGUGAAGCAACACCCACCCCAUAUCU